Messenger RNA from Malassezia globosa CBS 7966, 2055 nucleotides. RefSeq lists its product as uncharacterized. NCBI's taxonomy places the organism in Eukaryota, Fungi, Basidiomycota, Malasseziomycetes, Malasseziales, Malasseziaceae. The record is from RefSeq and is a predicted model, not a curated record. Bases 1 to 2055 code for a protein of 684 amino acids. The transcript has a single exon.
AUGCGCCACCUUGUGCAGGCAAUCGAGCUCUUGCGCACUCUGUUUCAACCUGCCUCGCCUUGGAUCACACGCCUUGAUCAAGCUUUUGAAAGCGCCUCCAACUCUGUAGCAGGUAUGGCCAUGCUUCCAUCAACAACGGGCGCAGGCUCUGUUAACACGGCGGCUGAUGCUGCAGCUGUCUCAGCAUCCGAUAAGCAGCGUCGACGCAUUGCCAUUGUUGGCGCGCCGUCUCAUUUCAUGGACACACUUCUAGCCGAGCCUCUAGAUUCCACCAUCACGUGUGCUCUCGAGACGUAUCCACGACAUGCUCACACACAUAUUCAGUAUGGUCCUGGCGGAUGGACUGCUGAUGGUGCUUGGACACUUCCUUUGUCGUGGCUACAUGGUAUUGAACUCUUCGAGUGCAGGGACAGAGUCGAUGAUCCAGAUACGUACACGGAGCUGCUUGCUUGCGACGCGGUCUUCCUCGUGGUCCGUGCCUCCGCAUUAACCUCUAAAAAUGCAUCUGCUCAAAAGAUCCUAGAUCUCGCUCAUAUCCUCGCAUUCAAGCCACACACCACGCUGUUGGUAGACUGCGAUGUCGAUCAUGCUUAUGGCCAACAAGCUUCUUUGCAGUGGUCUCUUGGCGCUCAGGCUGUGUGUGAGGCCGUACCUCCCCGGCUUUUGGAGCGGCUCGCUGCACAGCAGGCAGACGUCUGGCACCCAGCUCCUGAACAUGGUGCGCGAGGCAUUUUGAGUGUGCAAGGUGUGCACUUUGUAUCUUCUACGCUUGCGCAUCAUGCACGCAGCAUCCUGCCGGACCAAGGCCUUCCUGAAUUUGCCCGCAUCUUUCGUGCAUCGCGCUUUGCUGCACUGUACCCGCUUUUUGCAAAAGCAUAUGCACCCCAAACACGCAUCGAGUAUGUUGCACAGCUCGCUCUUCAUGCUGCCACUGAGGCAGACGUUGCCGAAAAGGAACGACUGGAUGCUGGUGCUGGCUGGGCUAGCAUUCUCCAAGCGAAUGCUGAACAUGACAUUCGCAUUACGAAAGCACGUCUCGACUUGGCAAGUGACGUGUCCCAACCUGUGUCCCGGCAGUCGUCAGUACGCGAAAGACGCGGUGACCAAAGCGCCAAGACUCGCAGCCGCCAGGCGGAUGCCCGUGCGCUUGUGGCCACUACGCUCCAGAUGCAAUUUCCCUGGUGGCGUCUACUUUGGCGUAUGGAUGAAAUGCGCCUCGCCCUAACAUACGCUGUUGGCCGCAGUUUUGGUGUGCAAGAAGAAACGCGCCUAGCCUAUGAGGCAGGGCGCCUGCGCGGCGAUUCGUCGCGGCAGACGCACACGGCGCAUGUUGCCCUGGAUGAUCUGCGUGCUCGCAACACGAGUGUGCGAGAACGCCUGGCAUGUGCGGACCAGCCUUCACUUGACACCGCUAUGCUCCGCAAUGCUCUCGCUUCGUACGAUGAGCGGCACAUGGGUGCUCUGCUCCAUGCACAAUGCCUCUCUGAGCCUUUGCUUCGUCGACGCGAACAGCUUCUUGCACGGAAUGGUCCAGUCGACCGCCUCGUUUCGCAGUCGCAAAAGACCGUCGGCACAACGUACAUCGGCCUCGGCGCGAGCUACACCACUAGCGCUUUGGGCGCUCUAGCUCAUGCUUCACCCACUUUGUGGAUGGACGAGUUUGCCACGCCCAUGUCGGAAGCACUUGCUACAUCGUCGUGGAUACCUUCCAUCGACAUACCUUCAUGGUCAAGCCUCAUUGCCAUGACACCUACGACCGCCGGCGGCGUCGCACUGCUGGCCAGCGCAGCCGCUGCAUACUACCUACAGGGUCGAUGGACAAAAUUGAAACGAAGAUUUUGGCAUGAUUGGGAUCGGGCAGUCGAGGCCGCGGAACGUGAGCAGACCGAAUGCAUCGACACUGUCCUACGAACACAAGUAUACGGAGCGCCAUUGCACGCGGCGAAGGCCCUACGCGAGCAAGUCGAUGCGCGUCGCAGCCAGCUGGAUGUACGCAUUCAGACUUUGCGCGAGAUCCGUGGUCUUAUGGACAAUGUGCCUCGUUCUCAGACAUAG